AUGGAGGGCCGUUUUGCUGAUGAGCUCUACUCAGAAAGUUUACAGCUAUCAAAACUACAAUUGGAUCCUACAUCCAAUGCGAACAGUGAACAAAACCUUGAUAGGGUUGAGUUGUGUCAUGGAGAUGGUUCUUGUGAUGGUUUUUCUGAUGAAUUAGAUGACACAUCUGAGGUGACAGGGGAAUGGAUGAAGAUAGAGGAGAAAACAAGAUAUAACCAACACCAUACGGUGGGUUACCGUGAGGGUGUUAUAGCAGGAAAAGAAGCUUCUUCGCAAGAGGGAUUCAAUAUCGGCUUUAAGCAAUCGGUCCUUGUUGGGUACAACUGGGGUCUUGUCAGAGGUGUUACAAGUGCUUUGGCUAACCUUCCAGAUGGUUUAAGGGAGAAGUUGAUUGGAACAGAAGACCAAAUAACUGGAUUGCAGGGAUUGUGUGAAUCUGUGCAUUCUCUUUCAACAACAGACGCCCUUAGAUUAUUUAAUGAUGAAAUCAUGGACAAAAAAGCUAGAGAACAUAGUGAGAAUGCUGACACCAGUUCCCUUGAAGCUGGUUUGCCAGAGCAAAUACCAGACCGUAGUGUUCUAAGAAAUCACUUUGCAGAACUACGUUCACUUCUACUUGAAUCUCCUGCAAUUAAAGUACAUCUAGAUAGGUAG
Messenger RNA from Prunus armeniaca (apricot), 654 nucleotides. The record is from the annotation of a GenBank genome assembly. NCBI's taxonomy places the organism in Eukaryota, Viridiplantae, Streptophyta, Magnoliopsida, Rosales, Rosaceae.